Fimicolochytrium jonesii is the source of this 2622-nucleotide messenger RNA. RefSeq lists its product as uncharacterized. The transcript has a single exon. Lineage: Eukaryota; Fungi; Chytridiomycota; Chytridiomycetes; Spizellomycetales; Powellomycetaceae. Bases 1 to 2622 code for a protein of 873 amino acids. The record is from RefSeq and is a predicted model, not a curated record.
AUGUCUCAGAUUGAUUAUAAUACCAUCGUGAAGAAUGCGGCAUUGGACAUACCACUGGGUCAAGAAGAGACGGCGCAGGCCGUGAUCUUGCUAGCACUUUUUGGAUGGGAGUCCGCCGUUCGAAGCGGGCACAUGGAGUUCUUGCGCUGCUCUCUGUGUGCACACGAUGUCGCUAUGUGGAAUUUCCAGUCCUUGAGGACGUUCGACGAUGACGACAAUGCCGUCGCCUCUAGAAAAAGGCUGAAGCUAUCUCAAUGCCAAGUCGAUUCCCAUGCUGAGUUCGACGCUCUGAAGCAGCAUUAUCACUACUGUCCGAUGAUUGCUAUACCCCCGGGUUCUGGUCAGCAAACUGCAGGGUGGAUCACCACAUAUCGUAGCAUUCAGUCCACGCGACCAAGGUUCAACACUCUGCGCCAUAUCAUCAGCGGCAACGCGGCGCCCGUCCCCCCCAAAGAAUCUUCAUUUCCGCCAACGAUCACCAACGUUCCUGUGACUGCUCCAAGGAUGGACGCUAGUGCGUCAAUUGCAAAGCAACUAGCUGUUGUAACGACAACAUCAGUAGAUGAGACUUCGGCGCCUUCAACGAAGGCGCGAGAGACUACUACUGUUGACGCACAAGAAGCCGAAGUAGCCGAAGUGGGCAGCACAUCAACAACUAAGGCCAUCCACGUCCCUGUGCUUGCACCCGGGGUUGCGGUUGGAAGCAACACCUUGUCACCCGCUGGCGCUCAAAUGGAGGAAUCUAUCUCGGAUUACAAGUUUAACCCGGCUCUGGAAGCCUCGACAGCCGCUCCUGGAAGUGCGUAUUCUUCGGGCUCUGAUAGGCGUUCCGACAUCCCGUCGAAUGCCUUUCCCCAGGCCACAUUUGGUAUGCAAGUUCCAGUUCCGUCCAUCGCAGUGGCCAAUCAUGAUGAAACCCCUUUGAACUGGAAAGUGGAUACAAUGGAUGUUGAUCCACCACAAUUCCAAGACUCAGAACCACUUGAAGAGCCACACGUCAGUCUUUCUUCAGCAUCCUCACCCCUUUUCAGCUCGGAGCCCAUGCAAGCGUCCUUUUUUGACCGGCCGACAUCCUCCGCUGAGGCUAUCAGCGAGCCGAUCGGCGGGAAAGACGACGUUGAUGUACCUCAGGAGGUCGCGUCAGAUAAUAACGAACAACUUCAACCAAUGGAAAUCAUAGAGUUACACGACGGAAGCAAGCUUGUAAACGAAAUUGAGCCGCUUCACAUAUCGACAGCAUCUUCGGAGCUUGCAAUUGAUGCCAAUUCGCCUGCCGGGGCGCCAUUGCACCCUAGCGUAUCGAACGAGGACGGAAACGCAACAGACCAUGAUGCGCAAGCCUUCAAACCCACUACUGAAGACGGUGAAGAUAAGCCAGUGCCGCCUCCGUCGCAGGAAGUUGUCGAUGUUGAAUCCAAGGAUGAUUUCAAGACGACCGCUGAGACAUGGAACCCGGACGUUCGUGAUGCAGCCCCAGCGACACACGAGCAGAUCGAAGGAGCAAAUGCCGACUUCGAAAAACCCUUUCCUAGGACGGUGGUUGCUUCGGGCGCAGCAGAGGUCCAAAUCGAGGGUGCAACGAUCGGUGAUGAAGAGCUCAUCGAAUCCAAGUCCCCAGACGAAGGCAUGGAAAGAGUGUUGGCAUCUGACCACACAAGCGAGGAAAUGACUUUGGCACCCUCGGAGAUUGACAUGUCGUUAGGCGAUGACACUUCGCAGGCGUUUGUUUCAGCGAAAGUGGGCAAUGCACAGCACGGCCAGUUGUCUGUUCAGCAGCCAUCAGCAGCUGCUGAUAUCCCGGAUGAGGAGGUGAACGUGGUCGCAGACGCAUCAGCAUUACCAUCCGAAACCCUGUCUUCCGAAGAAGGUAGUCAUUAUGAGACCCAAAGUUCCGAAACUAUUAUGCAUUCGGCGAAGCGCCUGUCCCCUCCAGCGCAUUUACAACGCGUGCAACCGCGUUACGCGAGAGAGACCACACUUGCCACCGAUGACUCGACGCCAGACGAGGAUGAUGUUGUAACGUUGGCGGAUCCUGUUGACGACCGUGAUACAGGCCUGACCGACGUGGACGCUCGUAGCGAGUGCACAAUGCAGGUAUUCGAUGCUGCGAGUGACUCGCCGGACGAUAGUUCGUCGGAACUGCUCCACACAGGAUUUAUUGGGAAUGUGCGCGAUUCCGACAAUCUCGAAGAGAGCGGAAAGCAGUCUUCUCCCGAAUCGAUGGCAGCUGAACCACAGAAGCAUGCUGAACUUGGAAACAAUGGAGCCGAUGAUUCGGAAGGCGAUGUUAUCAUUGUGGAAGAUGAGCCUCAUGAUGGGGAAGCAGCCGAGCAAGAAUACGAGGAAGAAGAUUAUGCGGAAGACCACGAGGAUGAACAGAUGCGGCAGUAUGAUGAGUUGGAAAGUGAUGAUGAUGGCAGUAAUUAUGACGACAACGCUUCUGACCGAGGUCAAUAUGACGAAGAAGCAACAGAUCAUGAGGAAUUUGAAGAAGUACAUCCAACAAUCGAAGAGGUGCAUUCAGUGGGGUCGGAAGGAUCGCAAGAGAUGCACGAUGUGGAGCGGCGUGAAAGCACCUUCGCUGUCCCAGAAAGCGGGGCGGAGGAUCAUCCCGAAGAGUAG